This is a messenger RNA of Metschnikowia bicuspidata var. bicuspidata NRRL YB-4993, 1539 nucleotides long. RefSeq lists its product as uncharacterized. Gene Ontology annotation, cellular component: membrane. The coding region runs from base 1 to 1539 and encodes 512 amino acids. NCBI's taxonomy places the organism in Eukaryota, Fungi, Ascomycota, Pichiomycetes, Serinales, Metschnikowiaceae. The transcript is spliced from 2 exons. The record is from RefSeq and is a predicted model, not a curated record. Gene Ontology annotation, biological process: amino acid transmembrane transport. Gene Ontology annotation, molecular function: L-amino acid transmembrane transporter activity.
AUGUCCUACGCGAAGUUGGCAUCCGAGAAUGUAUCUGUAACACAUCUACAGGAGCCUGAGGAGGCACCCCAAGGCCGUCAUUUGGGCCUCUACUCAACAAUUAUCUUAUUCGUCAGCCGAAUACUUGGGUCUGGAUUCUUGGCCAUAUCUAGUGGAAUGUAUAAUGACUGUGGCAGAUCACCCUUCAUCUUCUUGCUAUCAUGGGUCACGGCAGCCAUCCUUGCAUUUUCAGGUCUUUUUGUGUAUCUCGAAUUGGGCUCUUUGAUUCCUCGGUCCGGAGGCACAAAGGUGUUUUUGGAAUUUAUUUACGACAAACCGUAUAUGAUGAUGAGUGUCAUCAUAUCAGUUUACUCGGUCAUGUUUGGUUUCACUCUCCUGAAUCUCCUAGUAUUUGGCGAGUAUUUUUUGCACGCAUUCAACAUUGAACCCACUGUAUUCCGAACUAGGCUCACUGGCUUGUCUCUCUUGUACAUUGUAUGUGCGUUUCAUGGAUUGAGCGUGAGGCAUGGGAUCAAAGUUCAAGACUUUAUUGGAUUUAUGAAGUUGAUCCUUGCCGCAAUUAUAGUGUGCACGGGAAUUUGGGUGAAUAUGUUUCCAUACUCUGUGACGCAUAUUGAGUAUCAGAUGAAAUUUGACGAGUUUUUUCCAGCUAAAACUAAACUUUCAUUUUCUCUGUUUGCGAGCUCUGUCAUCAAAGGAACCUUUGCAUUCAGCGGUUGGAACUCAGUUCACACAGUAACGAACGAAAUAAAAGAUCCAAUUCGCACUCUCAAAAUCGCUGGGCCAGUGGCACUCUCGAUCAUCUCUCUCACUUACCUUGUGAUAAACUUCACUUACCUAGCUGUGAUCCCAAGCGACGAGAUUGCGAGAAGCGGUCAGCUCAUUGGCUCGAUUUUGUUCGAAAAAGUUUUUGGCUAUCAUUUCGGCAAACAAUUCCUUACCUUGUCAUCAGCAAUAUGCACGGGAGGAAAUGUAUUUGUUGUGUUGUACACAAUAUCACGUGUCAGUCAGGAAGUCUUCAGAGAGGGCUACCUCCCCUUCUCUGGCUUCAUGGCCUCAAAUUGGCCGCGUGAUGCCCCGCUUCCAACUCUUCUUUUGAGCUGUGCCUUUUCUACUCUCAUCAUAGUUUUAUCGCCUGGAGGGGAUGUCUACAACUAUAUCGUGAGCUUGGAAAGCUAUCCUCAACAAUUAUUUGUCGCACUUUGUGCAAUCGGCAUAUUUAUUAUCAGAUACAAGCAUCCCGACGUGAUUGCGCCGAUAAGAUCCUCCUACGUGGGUACAAGCAUAGUGAUAUUAAUAUCUUCAUAUUUGCUCAUUUUACCAUUGACAGACGCAUCUCCAAAUCCUCUUGGUAUGGAGAAAUGGAUACCGUAUACCUAUCUAGCCUUGUUGUCUUUGUUUGUUUGCUUCGUUUACUGGCUUUUUAUGUUCCUUAUCGGUCCACGUUUGGGAGGAUACACCUUAUUAGUUGAAGAAACUCGACAAGAAGAUGGACUAGUGGUCAAGAAAUGGGUGAGGGAUUAUGCACGUCAUCUCUGA